Messenger RNA from Coprinopsis cinerea okayama7#130, 1824 nucleotides. RefSeq names its product WD repeat-containing protein slp1. Gene Ontology annotation, cellular component: anaphase-promoting complex. The coding region runs from base 1 to 1824 and encodes 607 amino acids. Gene Ontology annotation, molecular function: protein binding; anaphase-promoting complex binding; ubiquitin ligase activator activity. The record is from RefSeq and is a predicted model, not a curated record. Gene Ontology annotation, biological process: positive regulation of anaphase-promoting complex-dependent catabolic process; positive regulation of ubiquitin protein ligase activity; anaphase-promoting complex-dependent catabolic process. NCBI's taxonomy places the organism in Eukaryota, Fungi, Basidiomycota, Agaricomycetes, Agaricales, Psathyrellaceae. The transcript has 2 exons.
AUGCCACCUCCACACAAUCCCAAGACGCCUUCUCGCCACCGCACUCGCAGCGAAGUCUCUUUGGGAGCAAAGACACCGCUGACCCCAAGUUUGCUUGCUGCGAUGAACAACAUGGCCAUGGCUUCCGGUCCUGGUGUUUUCCCUGGACAGGGCUCACCCGUCAAGAAAUCCAGCACGACACGUGGAUUGACGAGGAAGGCUAGCACGACCAACGCCUAUGACACGACGAACCCGUUCAUUGCCCCUCCAUCGCUGGGCAGCAAGAGUCGACCAGGCAGUCCGACCAAGAAAGGUGGCAGCAUCAAUGAGAAGAAUCUGCAGAAGCAGGCGGGUAGCGGUGUUGUUCGAAAGGGAAGAGCUGAGAGUCGUAUUGAAGUUGUGCAAAUGGAUGGAGCCAAGGUUCAGGAAUUGAAGAGAAGCAAGAGUACAUCAGCUGUGGGCCGACCGGCAGCAGACCAGCGCGAUCGUUUUAUCACCUCUCGCGAUCCUCACGCAAACGAUAUUGCAGCGGUGGCAGCGACUCUCGAACAAAUGUCCUUGAAUCCUCAAGCAAACUCUCCAGGCCAUACUGCUCGUCUUGCGGCAGCGACCGGUGUCCCGCUCAAUCGAAGGAUUCUGGGCUAUCAUGAACCACCGCCGGCAGCCAGUUCGUCGAGUUUGGCGUCUGCGGAUACGGCGCUCAGUCAACAACGCGAGUUUGCGAAACCACUUUACGCGCAGAGACCAGGGGCGAUUGCGAGCAGUACGGGUGCUACGACGAACAAGACGAGGAAUAUCCCUACGCAGCCCGAGAGGGUGUUGGAUGCUCCUGGGAUGGUGGACGAUUUCUAUCUCAACCUUCUCAGCUGGAGUAGCCAAAACUGCGUCGCGGUCGCGUUGGAAGCCAGUACUUACAUCUGGAGGGCGGAUUCUGGAGAGGUUGUGCAGCUUGGAGAGGCGCCUGAAGGCAGUUAUGUUUCGUCGGUUGAUUUUUCGAACGAUGGGAGUUAUUUGGGGGUUGGGAUGGGGACGGGGGAGGUUGAGUUGUGGGAUGUUGAGACGGGCCAAAAGUUGAGGACGAUGGCGGGACAUGUGGGCCAGGUGGGCACGUUGAGCUGGCAUGGACAUAUUUUGAGCUCGGGGUGUGGGGAUGGCAGUAUCUGGCAUCACGAUGUGCGAAUGCCUAGGCACAAGGUGAUGGAGUUGCUGGGACAUACUGGAGAAGUGUGCGGGCUCAAGUGGAGGUCGGAUGGCGAGUUGCUGGCCAGUGGAGGCAAUGAUAACGUUGUCAACAUUUGGGAUGGCAGGGUCGGGGAUGUAGCGGAGGGAGCGAGAGGCAGUGCCAAGUGGACAAAGAGGAAUCAUACUGCUGCGGUCAAGGCGGUUGCAUGGUGCCCUUGGCAGCCGAGUCUUUUGGCGACUGGAGGUGGCACGAACGACGCAACAAUCCAUGUUUGGAAUAGCACGACCGGAGCUCGGCUUCAUACACUCAGGACGCCAUCGCAGAUUACCUCGAUCCAGUGGUCUCCGCACAGGAAGGAGAUCAUGACGACUCACGGGUACCCGACCAACUCGAUCAUGCUUCAUGCCUACCCGAGCAUGGAGCGCGUUGCGGAGAUUCGGGAUGCUCACGACUCUCGAGUGCUUUUCAGUUGUGUCGGGCCUGCAGGAGAUGUAGUGUGCACUGGGGCUGGGGACGAGAAUCUCAAGUUUUGGAGGAUCUGGGAGAUCCAGAACGAGCAGCUCAGCAAGAAGAGGCCUGCUAAGAAGGACCUGUCUGCCGUCGAGGAUCUUGGAGGGGGGAAGAUUAACCCUACAAAGGAGGGUAUUCUGAGCAUUCGUUAG